GUCGAACAAUAGUCAUACGCUGCCAUUCUCUCUGUUUCUCUUUCGUUGUUCUCCUCUGAAGUUUGAUCGAUUCCACUCUUUGAUUUUCUCGUAUUUUCAGAGAGAAAAAUCAAAAUCCGAGAGAAUCAGGCCGCAAACACCACGUAAUCAUAGAUACAAAAGGAAGGAAAAUUCUAGAGAGAGAAGGAACGAGAGCCAUAGAUUUUGUGGAAGAGCGAUCCGAGCGGUGAAGAUUACAAAUGGGCACACUUCAGUCAUGGAGGAAAGCCUAUGGUGCUAUCAAGGACUCCACCAAAGUCGGCCUCGCUCAUGUCAACAGCGAUUACGCGGAUUUGGAUGUGGCCAUAGUGAAAGCUACGAACCAUGUUGAGUGUCCACCCAAAGAUAGGCACCUUAGAAAAAUCUUGAUUGCUACAUCAGCAGUUCGUCCUCGAGCAGAUGUUGCUUACUGCAUUCAUGCACUUGCCCGGCGCCUUGCAAAGACUCGGAAUUGGACGGUUGCCCUGAAAACACUUAUAGUUAUCCAUAGAGCAUUGAGGGAGGGUGAUCCUACAUUCAGAGAAGAACUUUUAAAUUUCUCACAAAGAGCACGUAUUCUCCGACUUUCAAAUUUCAAGGAUGAUUCAAGCCCAAUUGCUUGGGAUUGCUCAGCCUGGGUGCGUACAUAUGCACAGUUUUUGGAGGAAAGACUUGAAUGUAUUAGGGCUCUCAAGUAUGACAUUGAAGCAGAGCAUCUCCCAAGACCUGGCCAAGGGCAGGAUAAGGGUUACAGCAGAACUAGGGAAUUGGGCAGUGAAGAUCUGUUGGAGCAAUUACCUGCUUUGCAACAACUGCUGUUUCGUCUCGUUGGUUGCCGGCCAGAAGGUGCUGCGACUAGUAAUUAUGUUAUACAGUAUGCCCUGGCUAUGGUGUUGAAGGAGAGCUUUAAAAUAUAUUGUGCCAUUAAUGAUGGAAUCAUCAAUCUUGUUGAUAAGUUUUUUGAGAUGCCAAGACAUGAAGCUGUUAACGCCCUUGAUGUAUACAAGCGAGCUGGUCAGCAGGCUAGUAGCCUUUCUGAUUUCUAUGAAGUUUGUAAGGCAUUAGAGCUUGCUAGAAACUUCCAGUUUCCUGUUCUUAGAGAGCCACCACAAUUUUUCCUCACAACCAUGGAGGAGUAUAUUAAAGAGGCACCACGUGUGGUUUCUGUUCCAACUGAGCCACUGCUCCAAUUGACAUAUCGUCCAGAAGAAGGUGCUUCUGAAGAUGCCAAAGCAUCCAAUGAAGAACCAGAGCCACCAGCCCCUGUUAAUGAUGAUGUUGUUGCUGUUGAGAAUGCUGCUUCUCCACCUCCACCUCCACCUGCUCCUCAGAACAACAUGGACACUGGAGACUUUCUGGGCUUGAGUCAGUCCUCACCUGAUGCCAUUGCCAUUGAGGAAAGUAAUGCAUUAGCAUUAGCCAUUGUUCCAACUGAGCCUAGUGCUGCUUCAGCAUUUGGUUCUAGUGCUACCCAAGCAAAAGACUUUGAUCCUACUGGAUGGGAACUAGCCCUUGUCACUACACCAAGUACCAACAUUUCUUCAGUCACUGAGAGGCAAUUGGCGGGUGGAUUGGACACCCUCACUCUCAACAGUUUGUAUGAUGACGCUGCAUAUAGAGCAGCCCAGCAGCCUGUCUACGGAGCCCCAGCUCCAAACCCAUUUGAGGUGCAUGAUCCGUUUGCAAUGUCAAACAACAUUGCUCCUCCUACAGCAGUUCAAAUGGUAUCAAUGGCACAACAGCAAACAAAUCCAUUUGGCCCUUACCAGCCUACCUAUCAGCCACCAUUGCAGCAGCAGCAACAUUUGAUGAUGAGCCCAACAAAUCCGUUUGGGGAUGCAGCUUUUGGGCAAUUUCCAGUGAAUCCCAUUGCGCAGCCUCACCCCAGCAAUCCAUUUGGAACCACAAGUCUUUUGUAAUGUCAUGCAUCAACUUUUGAUAUAUAUAGGUUGAUUUCUUUCCAAAGUGAGAAAAUGAGUUCAGUUGAAUGGCGUUUGGCUUGAACUGUAUGUUUUGUAUGGCGUUGUAGAAGUCUUAGAGUAGUGAAAGAUGUGAUAAGAAGAUACGAUUCAGAAUGUUAUAAUAAUUAAAUUUAGAAAUUUCAAUCAAAAGACAAAGCUUUC
Rubroshorea leprosula is the source of this 2141-nucleotide messenger RNA. The record is from the annotation of a GenBank genome assembly. Lineage: Eukaryota; Viridiplantae; Streptophyta; Magnoliopsida; Malvales; Dipterocarpaceae.